CUCUUUUUUUUUCUCUCUUAUUAUACCUCCUCCUCCUCCUUCCUUCUUUAUUUUUCCGAUCGAUGACAAAAAUAUUAUUGGAAUUUCUUCCAAUGUAUCGUUAAAAAAACUUGAUCAUGGAAUAGUGUUAAUAUUCCAAAUAAAUGUCAUCGAUCUGGAAAUUAUAGAAGGAAGGAGAGUAAUUAUAAAAUGGAAAUUCAGAGGUUAAAAGAUUUAUUGUUAUUGUGGGCAAAAGUGCAAACAAAUAGACUAGCCCUCGUGGGUGGAAACCACACCGCAGCCAGGUUUUGUACUCGUUAAAAAUUGAUAAUUUUUUAUUAUUCUAGCUCACCAACCCUCUUUUUUUUUUUAAUUAGUAAAAAGUCGACUUUCAUUUGUGUUUCGAGAGUUUUUUCCAAACAAUCUAGUGUAUUUUUGGUAUCAGCUGGUGUCUGGUUAGCUUGCAUGCACCUUUUUGGGAUUCGUGUUACUUUGUGAUAACAAACAUGAAGUACAAAAUGAUGAAUAACAUGUUGCAAGGUUUUUACAACAAGCAACAUAGUAAAAUGAGAGGUUUAUACAUAGAUGGAUUAAUGGAUUAUAAUUGGGAUACAAAGUUGGUGAUUAUAAGAAUAGACCAUUCUUGGGUUUUGAAGUUUAUGGCUCGUGCAACAAUUUUAGCAUUGGUAAUUGUUUCUUUACCUUGGAUUAAUACGAUAAUUGGGUACUUAUCAUCGCGAUACGAGUCUAAUUAUGCUUAUCAAGUUGAUAAUGAGAUGGUUUAUAAUCCAAUUAAGUUGGAAUUUUUGCCUAUGAUUUUUCAAGAUUUGGCUAAUGAAAGACUUAUAAGAAUGGGUGAUAGGUCCCUUCUUGUUAGCAAUGGCAAUGAUGAAGAGAUUCAUAAUUCUCAAGUUGUUAAAGAUUAUAAUCCUGAUUUGAUUUCAUUUUCAGAUUCUACACAACAAAAUAUUGUCCCUAAUGAGACUUUUGAUUUUGUUUUGACCUAUGGUUAUCCUCAAUUAUCAAAUUUUAUUGAAAGAGCUUUGAAAGUUGGUGGUAUUCUAGUUGUACCACUAAAUGACAAUCCUUUGGUUGAUGAAUUUCCACAUCCAUCAAAUUACAAGAUUGUCUAUGUUAGAGAAUUUGAUUCAACUAUUAUAGCCAUGAAGAAAAUAAAGAAUGCCUCUAUCAACUCUUCUACGCGGCGACUUCUUCAAACUAAUUCAGAAAAGAUGUCUAGUUCGAGCUCUGGAAACAGAAAAGUUUUUGAUAAGGAACAUUUGAGUUCUGCUCAGAGUGAAUCUGAAUUAGUCACGUCAGAUGAUUUCACAAGUGCGAAAAAGGAAGCACUAAAGAAACUAGAAGAUGUACUACUUGAACCACCAAGAGCAUCAUCACGAAAAUCGAGUAGAUAUCUAAAAAAGACACAUUUUUUACCUGAUUUAAUGGGAGUUUCCCUAGAGAGUUACCCAAGAAGGGUGUUUAUUGAUGUUGGUUUACAAGAAAAGAAUGAAAAAUCAAGUGAUAAUUAUCAUUCUACUUGGUUUACAAAGCAUUAUCCUACAAAAAACACAAAAUUUGAGAUGUUCAAGAUUGAGACUAUGAAUGAAGAAUCAAGUGGUAAAGAGAUACCAUUGAGUAGUAUUAACAUGUCUGAUUGGUUACAAAAAAAUGUAAAAGAAAAUGAAUAUGUGGUAAUGAAGGCAGAGGCUGAUGUGGUUGAAGAAAUGGUGAAUAAUAAAAGUAUUAAAUUAAUUGAUGAACUUUUUUUGGAAUGUAAACAUCAAGGAAUUAAAAGAAGUGAUAAGAAAAAUAGAAGGGCAUAUUGGGAAUGUUUAUCAUUGUAUGGAUUGUUGAGAGAUGAAGGUAUUGCUGUGCACCAAUGGUGGGGUUGAUGACUACGACGAUAAUAAUAUAUUUAGUAUAAUAAUUUUGAGAAAGUAAGAGAUAUGCAUGUUGUUUCAGAUAAACUCUCGAUUCAGAAGAAAUGGUGGGGUUAACAAAAAAAAAAGAUAGGUGGGUGAGCAUAAUAGAAUAUUGAGGUUUUUUUUGUUUUUGUUUUUUUUAUCGGUUUUAUGUAUGUUCACUUGCUAAUGUUUGUUGAUGUAUGUACUAUUACUUUUGAGCAAAAUAAUAUGAUAAUAAGGAGUAUAUAAAAAGAGAUUGUAUUAAAAAUA
Molecule: messenger RNA, 2156 nt
Organism: Solanum pennellii
Lineage: Eukaryota; Viridiplantae; Streptophyta; Magnoliopsida; Solanales; Solanaceae
Exons: 1
Coding region: 486-1874 (462 amino acids)
Source: RefSeq, a predicted model, not a curated record